This is a messenger RNA of Silurus meridionalis, 1223 nucleotides long. RefSeq names its product mast cell protease 4-like. Gene Ontology annotation, biological process: proteolysis. Lineage: Eukaryota; Metazoa; Chordata; Actinopteri; Siluriformes; Siluridae. Gene Ontology annotation, molecular function: serine-type endopeptidase activity. The transcript is spliced from 5 exons. The coding region runs from base 284 to 1045 and encodes 253 amino acids. The record is from RefSeq and is a predicted model, not a curated record.
UGUGCGUAAGCGUCAGGAUGAAGAUGUCCUACACGCAGUGGUGCUGCAUGCUGGAGCGUUUUGGAAUGAGAUGUUUAAAGGUCAGGUAUCCUUUCGUUUAUGCAGUGUCAUUUUCCACGAUUGUACUCAGAGUGGAAAUGCCGCACCUUCAGGGAGAAGCUGUAGUGUAGUCGUCAAUUCUUCAGACAACGUGUGAAUGUGUGAAGUGGCGUUUGUGGUUUGAACAGCGAGCUAUUUAAUCAUGUGUUCCUCAGCAAGAAGAGCGCAUUUUCUCUGAGACACCAUGGCUCUCGUCUCAGCGUUUCUCUUCACUUCUGUCCUGCUUCAAAUAGCACACUGUGCGUACGUCGACAUGCGCAUCGUGAACGGCUCGGUGGUUAAAGCACAUUCUAGACCCUACAUGGUUUCUGUUCAGAAAGACGGAGAACAUGUUUGCGGCGGCUUCCUGGUGGCUGAGAACUUCGUCAUGACGGCUGCACACUGCUGGGAACACAGAGGUGUGAAGCUGACGGUUGUAGUUGGCGCUCAUGAUCUGAAAAAGACCAAGUCAGCUUCAAGCCGUGUGGAGGUGAAGUUCUACCACAUCCACCCCAAGUUUGACUCAAUAAACCUGCUGAAUGAUAUCAUGCUGCUGCAGUUGAACAAAACUGUCAUGAAGACCAACAAUAUCAACUGGAUCUCCAUACCGAAAAAAAAAAAACAGGAGGUAAAGGCCAAGCAGGUUUGCAGCAUAGCAGGCUGGGGGAAGAAAUCUGAAGACGGUGACUCUAGUAGACGUCUCAUGGAGGUUGAUGUCACUGUCAUGGACAUAAAGGAAUGCGAGAAAACCUGGGGACAACCUUUUGUCGUCUCCAGUUUGGUGUGCACUAAAGGUCGUGGGGGGUUUUGCCAGGGAGACUCCGGAGGUCCUUUGGUGUGUAAGAACACUGCUGUUGGUAUUGUUUCAUUCAACAGCAACUGCAAGACGCCAGUGGUGGCCAACGUCUACACCAAAAUCUCCAAGUUUCUGCCUUGGAUUAAUGGUAUUUUAAGACCUGAGGAGUGAGAACAUUUAUCUCUUUAUUAAUUUAUACAUUGUGUUUAAGUGUCUCUUCAUCUCACAGUUUUGAUUUGUAUUUAUCUUUUGUACGCGAUGGACAGAAGUUUGUGGAAACCUGACCAUAAGAUUGUAAUAUGCUCUUUGAACAUCCUGUUCCACAAUCAGUCCUUAUUUGCUCUUAUAA